Orcinus orca (killer whale) is the source of this 5458-nucleotide messenger RNA. RefSeq names its product MCC regulator of WNT signaling pathway (gene MCC). The coding region runs from base 16 to 3069 and encodes 1017 amino acids. NCBI's taxonomy places the organism in Eukaryota, Metazoa, Chordata, Mammalia, Artiodactyla, Delphinidae. The record is from RefSeq and is a predicted model, not a curated record. Gene Ontology annotation, biological process: negative regulation of canonical Wnt signaling pathway. The transcript is spliced from 19 exons. Gene Ontology annotation, cellular component: cytoplasm. Gene Ontology annotation, molecular function: calcium ion binding.
GCAAGGAGCGGGCGCAUGAUGGCGGCGGCGGCGGCUGGGAGCGCCAGCAGCGGCAGCAGCGGCGGCGGCGGCGGCGGCAGCAGCAGCAGCGACACGUCCAGCACCGGCGAGGAGGAGAGGAUGCGGCGCCUCUUCCAGACGUGCGACGGCGACGGCGACGGCUACAUUAGCAGAAAUGACUUGUUGAUGGUCUGUCGCCAGUUGAACAUGGAAGAGUCUGUGGCUGAGAUCAUGAACCAACUGGGCGCUGAUGAAAAUGGGAAGAUUUCCUUUCAGGAUUUUACAAGGUGCCGCAUGCAGCUCGUCAGAGAAAUUAGGAAGGAGGAAGUAGGCCUUUCUGAGAAGUCAGACAAUUCCUGUAAAAAGAAGAAGCUGAGGGACAGAAUUGCUUCCUGGCCCACGAGCAGUGACAACAGUUUGGGUGCCUUAUCAGCGGCCAGGGAAAGCUGGGAAUACGACUCGGGAGCCAGGGACCUCCAGAGCCCGGACUUGCAGAGUCAGUCAGCCCUACAGAAGCUUCUUGAGUAUGGGGGAAGCUCUUUGCAUCAGCAGGCUGCUGCUUUCCACAAGCUGCUCACACAGUCCCCGCGUUUUGGCAACUCUGUAGGAGGAAGCUAUCUAGAGCUGGCCAACACGCUUCACUUGGCAGCCCUGGCAUCACUCAAGGGAGAUAUAGUGGAGCUUAAUAAACGUCUGCAGCAAACGGAGCGGGAACGGGACCUUCUGGAAAAGAAAUUGGCCAAGGCACAGUGCGAGCAGUCCCACCUCAUGAGAGAGCAUGAGGACGUCCAGGAGCGAACGACGCUUCGGUACGAGGAACGCAUCACCGAACUCCACAGCAUCAUUGCUGAGCUCAAUAAGAAGAUAGACCGUUUGCAAGGCACCACCAUCAGGGAGGAGGAUGAGUACUCAGAACUGCGAUCAGAACUCAGCCAGAGUCAGCACGAGGUCAAUGAGGACUCUCGCAGUGUGGACCAAGACCAGACCUCUGUCUCCAUCCCUGAAAACCAGUCCACCAUGGUCACUGCGGACAUGGAUAACUGCAGCGACCUGAACUCGGAGCUGCAGAGGGUGCUGACGGGGCUGGAGAAUGUGGUCUGCUGCAGGAAGAAGAGUAGCUGCAGCCUCUCGGUGGCAGAGGUGGACAGGCACAUCGAGCAGCUCACCACUGCCAGCGAGCACUGUGACUUGGCUAUUAAGACAGUGGAGGAGAUCGAAGGGGUCCUUGGCCGGGACCUGUAUCCCAACCUUGCUGAAGAGCGGUCUCGAUGGGAGAAGGAGCUGGCUGGGCUGAGGGAAGAGAACGAGAGCCUGACUGCCAUGCUGUGCAGCAAAGAGGAGGAGCUGAACAGGACCAAGGCCACCAUGAACGCCAUCCGGGAGGAGCGGGACCGGCUGCGGAGGAGGGUUCGAGAGCUUCAAACUAGACUGCAGAGCGUGCAGGCCACAGGGCCCUCCAGCCCUGGCCGCCUCACUUCCGCCAAUCGCCCUGUUAACCCCAGCACCGGAGAGCUAAGCACAAGCAGCAGCAGCAAUGACAUCCCCAUCGCCAAGAUUGCUGAGAGAGUGAAGCUAUCAAAGACCAGGUCCGAAUCUUCAUCGUCUGAUCGGCCGGUCCUGGGCUCAGAAAUCAGCAGCAUAGGGGUAUCCAGCAGUGUGGCGGAGCACCUGGCCCACUCUCUUCAGGACUGCUCCAACAUCCAAGAGAUCUUCCAGACACUCUACUCGCAUGGAUCUGCCAUCUCGGAAAGCAAAAUUAGGGAGUUUGAGGUGGAAACAGAACGGUUGAAUAGCCGUAUUGAACACCUCAAAUCCCAAAAUGACCUUCUGACCAUAACCCUGGAAGAAUGCAAAAGCAAUGCUGAGAGAAUGAGCAUGCUGGUGGGGAAAUACGAAUCCAAUGCCACCGCGCUGAGGCUGGCCCUGCAGUACAGUGAGCAGUGCAUCGAAGCCUAUGAACUCCUCCUGGCGCUGGCCGAGAGCGAGCAGAGCCUCAUCCUGGGGCAGUUCCGCGCGGCUGGUGUGGGGUCAUCUCCUGGAGACCCGUCAGGGGAUGAAAACAUCACUCAGAUGCUCAAGCGAGCUCAUGACUGCCGGAAGACAGCCGAGAACGCCGCCAAGGCCCUGCUCAUGAAGCUGGACGGCAGCUGCGGGGGAGCCUUUGCUGUGGCCGGUUGCAGCGUGCAGCCUUGGGAGAGCCUGUCUUCUAACAGCCACACCAGCACAACCAGCUCCACAGCCAGUAGCUGCGACACAGAGUUUACUAAGGAAGAUGAGCAGAGGCUGAAGGAUUACAUCCAGCAGCUCAGGAAUGACAGGGCCGCAGUCAAGCUGACCAUGCUGGAGCUGGAAAGCAUCCACAUCGAUCCUCUCAGCUACGACGUCAAGCCCCGGGGAGACAGCCAGCGGCUAGACCUCGAAAACGCGGUGCUGAUGCAGGAGCUGAUGGCCAUGAAGGAGGAGAUGGCAGAGUUGAAGGCCCAGCUGUACCUCCUGGAGAAGGAGAAGAAGGCCCUGGAGCUGAAGCUGAGCACGCGGGAGGCCCAGGAGCAGGCCUACCUCGUGCACAUCGAGCACCUGAAGUCCGAGGUGGAGGAGCUGAAGGAGCAGCGCACGCGGUCCCUCAGCUCCACCAGCAGCGGCGGCAAGGACAAGGCCGGCAAGGAGUCUGCGGACGCUGCCUCCCCAGCUCUGUCUCUGGCUGAACUGAGGACGGCCUGCAGUGACAGCGAGCUGGCCGCGGAGUUCGCCAACGCCAUCCGUCGAGAAAAGAAGUUAAAGGCCAGAGUUCAGGAGCUGGUGAGUGCCUUGGAAAGACUGACCAAGAGCAGUGAAAUCCGACACCAGCAAUCAGCGGAGUUCGUUAAUGACCUAAAGCGAGCCAACAGCAACCUGGUGGCUGCCUAUGAGAAAGCAAAGAAGAAGCAUCAAAACAAACUGAAGAAGCUGGAGUCUCAGAUGAUGGCCAUGGUGGAGAGACAUGAGACCCAAGUGAGGAUGCUAAAGCAAAGAAUAGCUCUGCUGGAGGAGGAGAACUCAAGGCCUCACACCAAUGAAACUUCGCUUUAAUCGGCACUCAGGCUCCACGGUUCUGUCCGUGGAGGCUAAAGUCUAGCAGGUCGCUGAGGAGAGAGGGGCCCCAGAGGACAGAGUAACCUGUUGGGAGAAGGAGAAAAGGGAAGGUUGGCAGGUAGGUCAGCACUUGGACAAUAGAGUGCCCUGGACUCAGCCCUGGGACGUGGUGUAGACUGUAUCCAGAGGAUCCUGCCCCUCCCCUCCUGGGCUGUGGACGGCGUGGGAACCCCUGCCGUGUGUGUGCCGGCUCCGCAGGUCUUGCUUCUGCUUUCAGCACUGGCUCUAUCACUCUCCCACCUUUCUGUUCUGGAACUUGUGCAUUGGUGGUAUAAUCCAGGCAUCACCUCUUCAAGAUUUUCCAUUCUUUUCUUCUCUUUUUGGUAGACAGCAGCCUUAUCUCUGACAUCCCUAAUUUCUCCUCUUUCCUUCUCCUUCAGAGGAAAACUGCCCCGGGGGGAGAGGGGGCAGGGGGGUGGUGCGGAGACCGUGCUCAGCAUCUAGAAGAACUGCUGCUUUGUUUAUUGCAACCAGGCUUUGGUUUUCAAGUCCCAGGUAUCAACAUUUAAGACACAGGCUGUCACUCAGAGGUGUUCUGGGAUGUCAAGCACAGGCGAAUGGCACACAGGUGUUCCUUACAGUCCCAGAUAUGUUGAAGCUACAGGUAGAGCAGUUGGGUCUGAACAACUCUGUGUGGGAGAAUGAGAACUUCCUUCACCUCUCACUGUGAAAGCAGGCCUGGGCAGGCAGCUGUCUUUAGACUGAGGUUUCCCCGUCCUGGUGGAGCCUUAUUAACAGCCAAGGCUUGGAGCUGAGAGAAUCCCGCUGAUACGAGUAAGGGAACUAAACUUUUGUCAGGAGCAGAGACGCAUUAGUACUUUCCACCACCCCAGGGCACUACAUAAUUGCUGUUCUACACGAAUCAAAGCUCAUCCACAUGAACAUGUAGUUAGGUCUGGACCUGCCUCUAUUGCGCUAAGGGCAAGAGGCAGGAUGCUGAGUAGAUAAUGUUUUGCAGGCUACACUCCUCUUACAAAGGGCAGGGGGUGAGGGAAGGGCUGUUGAGGCCUCUUUUUAUCCCCCAGAGACACGGUGAUGGGUAGCAUAUGGUGUUUCAACAGGGGAAAUUUCAAGCAAAAUGCUGACAGGACUGGGCAGGAACAAAGUACCUGAAUUCUUUCAGGAAGGUCUUCCAUUUUAAAAUCAAUUCUUCAUCCCUUUUCUACUAUAACCUUCCCUGUUGCACCUUUCACUUUUUUCAGUUCUUCUGUCGCUGCCGUACGCUGACUGAUACAUCUUAAAGGACCACUUGCCAUUUAUUCUGUAGCACCUGAAGACCCACCUGAAGUCACCUAUGAGAAAUAUGCCCAAUGCCACAGUUCACUAUGUUUUGCUUAUGAUCAGGUCACUGCAUUCACUUCCCCGUGUCCAUGAGCUGCUUUCAGAGGGCAUGACACAAGUUCCUCAGCCUUCUGCACAAUGGGGCAGGACACUCUAGCCACCAUCUUGGAAGGCAGAGCAGUUCUAUCCCAAAGCAACUACCCUUCUUUCUCAGGCCAGCAGUGAGGCUGCCCCAUAUUCAAAAAAAAAAAAAAAAAAAAAAUCAACUGGUACCAGUGUGAAAGACCCAGCUUUUGGAUGCUGUGAAGUACCCACUGGCUUGUGUUUCUAUAAAAUUCAGGUAAAUUUGUUUCUGUAGAAUCAGGUAAACUUGGUUCUUGUGACAUUAAGUCAAUUUUUACUCUUCGGAUAGUUUCAUUUUGUUACAAGGAAAAUGAUUUGGCUGAAAAGUGUGUGCAAAAAAAGGUGUAACAGAUGAAAUCAUGGUUUUCCCCGUUUUUCCAACAUGCCCAGGGAAAACGUCCUCCCUAAGCAAACCGGACUGUGCAAAGCGGGGAACCAUUCAUGGCUUUCUCUUGUGUGAUUGAACAGGUAUCAAAACAGAGGGAUGGUCUUCAUUUUCACCAACACUAAAAAGUGUAGCUGAUGCAGGACCUCUGUCUACCAUUCUUGUUGCUCCAAGUGAAAACAGAACCUGCUCUUCUAGGGUCAUGGAACUCCUCCAGACCUGGGAAGUCUCAAGCUCCUACAUUAUGAGCCCCAGUAUUACUGAGCCUACUUGGCCUCAUUUUGAGUUUAUACUUCAGCAUAAUACUUUCAGAUAUAUGGUGGUUGGGUGAAAACUAUUUCCCUGGCAAAACUGUUACUUUUAUAAAUGUGUAGAAUAAAAGCUAUUAAAUAGUUGAUUACCUUUCCUUAUAUUUUUCACAUACUCCCCUAAGACACAGUCCUUGUUGAAGGUGAACCUAUGGGCACUUGGUUAUUAUGUUAAUUGCAGGGCUUACUAAAACCGCAUUGAUUAAAUAAAUGAUUACAGGUGCCUGGA